AUGGACUGUGAUGGCUGUGAGCUUAAGGUCAAGAAGGCCCUCUCUUCUUUAAGUGGAGUUAAGUCUGUGGAGAUUAACAGGAAGCAACAGAAGGUGAGUGUGACAGGUUAUGUUGAAGCAAACAAAGUGCUGAAGAAGGCAAAGUCAACAGGGAAGAGGGCAGAGAUAUGGCCUUAUGUACCCUACAACUUAGUGGCACAGCCCUACAUUGCCCAAGCUUAUGACAAGAAGGCACCUCCUGGUUAUGUCAGAAAUGUGGAGAACAUGAACAUGACCUCCUCCACUGGCACUGUCACAAGAUAUGAGGACCCUUACACCACCAUGUUCAGUGAUGACAACCCCAAUGCCUGCUCUAUCAUGUAA
Messenger RNA from Prunus armeniaca (apricot), 363 nucleotides. NCBI's taxonomy places the organism in Eukaryota, Viridiplantae, Streptophyta, Magnoliopsida, Rosales, Rosaceae. The record is from the annotation of a GenBank genome assembly.